Messenger RNA from Parus major (Great Tit), 4714 nucleotides. It is a transcript of the gene TMEM192, whose product is annotated as transmembrane protein 192. The coding region runs from base 2399 to 3208 and encodes 269 amino acids. The record is from RefSeq and is a predicted model, not a curated record. The transcript has 6 exons. Gene Ontology annotation, cellular component: lysosomal membrane; late endosome. NCBI's taxonomy places the organism in Eukaryota, Metazoa, Chordata, Aves, Passeriformes, Paridae.
UUUUUAACCGAGAUUAUUAGCCUCUAAUCGGGGCUGCUCGUGUGGCUCUCCUUCAGGUUUUCCGGGUUAUUUUUCCACAGGCAGAUCCUGUCUGUGCCAUCUCUGGAUUACGUGCUGUUCGCUGGCGUGGCCACGGCGUUUUUGUGUUUGUUUGAAUGUUUCUCCCCGCCCCAGCUGGAAGCCUGCGUGGGCAAGGCUUGCUGGCCGUGGCUUGUUCCUGCCUGCCCUCCUCCUUCUCCUGGCGCUGGGCUGCUGUGGAAGCGGUCAUAUGCUGGAGGUGGAUCAGGGAACCAAAAGGCUAAAGCUUUAACCUGUGCUCAGCAACAGUGCCAAACAAGUCUGGAUUUAAGGCAUUUUGGCUUUUGACACCUGUGGUUUUGGCUCAUCUUAAUGAAAUGAAACCAGUGUUUGCUCCAGUUAGAAAGGACACUUAAUGGAUUUUAUUUGUCAGGUUAACUGCAUGGGAUCAUCACAUCCCAUGCUUUAAUUCUUCUCCUCUCCAUGUUGUCUGUUAUAAAAUCUAUGUGAAGAGAUUACGUCACCUAGUGCCUCCUAAUACUAGCUGUAUUUUAAGAUGUAGAGAUGGACUGUAGCCAGUCUUGUGAGAGAGUAGCAUAGUGAAUGCUCUGAUAAAACUUAAUUUGUGAAAGAGUGCCCUGAUCCUUUAUGGUAUUACAGAAACAGUGAAUCAUUUGUUCCCAUGAGACAAAGGAUAUUGUCCUAAGGAGAAUUGCUGCAUUUGUGGGAGAUGUGAGGUGUUAACCCCACUGUUGAAUCUGUGAUCAUAUAAUGGUUUGGGUUAAAGAUUCUUUAAAGAUCUAUUUCCUGGCCCCUGCCAUGGGCAGGACACACUUUCCACUAGACCAGGUUGCUCAAAACAACAGCCAGCCUGGCCUUGAACAAUUCCAGGAAUGGGGUAUCUGUAGCUUCAUGGGCAACCUGUUCCACUGUCUCUCCACCCUCAUAGUAAUGAAUUUUUUACUGAUGUGUAAUCUAAAGAAUAAGGCAAGAUGCCUUGGCUGCUGGAGUGUUGGUCUUUGCUUUCAGAGCCUAAAAUUGCACUUAGCCUGUGAAAAUGGGCAGACAAGGGAGAGAGGACAUCUUUGCUCUCAAGCUUCUGAAUUUUUUAUCAGUGACAUAAGAAGAGUGCCAUUUGUAAACAUUUAUGUCUGCAGUAAAAGGCCAUCUUACCGUGCAGGUAUUUCAGUAAGAGUCAUUUACAGUCAAAGACUGGGCUAAUUAAAAGAUAUCAAAUAGCUGAGGCUGGUCUGUUCACACUUUUCCGUGGUAGGGCAAGUGUAGUGUUCACGGUUCUAAAAUGAAACAGGUUGUUGACUGAAAUAACCCUUGAUGACUGUUUCCUUCACUUUAAGCAGUUGUCUGCAGGUGAAAUAACACUGGACACAAUCUACAUUGUCCUCAUUGAUGUGAAGUAUAAACCUAGGUCUAAUCCUUCUCUUUGCAUGCUAGUGUCUAGAAUGGCGUGCCUCAUUUGUCUUGAGGCUUACGCUGCUUUCUCUCAUGGCUAAGAGAAGUCCUCAGUUUAUAAAGCAGUAAAUAGUCUGGUGGACCCUGGCACAUCUGACUAGUCAGAAGUCUGGAGUGGAUUGGGGUCUGUCCUUGUCUUGUUGGUCUGGGCUGUGGUUGGUAUCAUAAAGGAGAAGAGCAGUGAAAACGUGAGUGGAAAUAUUGAGGUGCUUUAUCUUCUGAGGCAGGGGAUGUAGCAGGAUGCUAAGAGAGAAACUGUAGCAGUUUUGGCCAUAAUCAUGCCUGUGCAUGUUGCACUUAAUAUGCAUUGAAUGACCUUUUCCUGGCCUGAAAAGAGCAGGGAUGCAUAGCUAUGAGGGAAGUUCCUUGUCAAGGGCUUUUCCCUCCACCCAUACUUAGUUUUACCUUUUACUUAGUAAAAUACACUACAUAUGAAGUCAAAGACCUAAUACUUGGCUCCAACAUGAUGGGAGUAUGCUGCAUUCUGUCUGGUGCAGGCAAGAGAAUGUCUUGCUCAGCACUUGGUAGCAUCUUCUCCCCUGUGAACUGCUGCUUCUGCCCUGCCCGAGUUCAGCUCUAGUUACUGCUGCAGGUAUUUUGACAUGUCAGUAGUAUCAGAGGCUGAAUACUCAAAACUGUUACUGUUACACUGCAGCUGUGUUGUUGCUUCCAACUGCAGCUGGACAAAAGUAAGAACAACAAAGGGUUUUGCAGUACCUGUAUAAAGCAUGUGUGAGAGACUUUGUCACUUUUCACCAUAAAUGUACUUAUGCUUCUGAUAUCUCUCAGGGUUGAAGCUCAGAUAUUUGUAAUACAUUUUAAAGACUGAAGUUCCUGAAGGCUCAGUGUGAUACUAGGAAGUGGAUUAGUGUUGGGUUCCUUAGGGACUGAUCUCUCGCAUAAAAAUGGGAUGAGAGUUUACCUAGAGUUUAAGAGCUUUCUUGAGGGCUCCUUGGAAAUAACACAGAGCUUGGAAGAUGAUCCUCUGCUGGAUGCACCGCUUAUUUCAUCUCAUACAUUGCAUUCCCAGCUGAGGCCAAGAUUUCAUUCUAUCCCAGCAGUUCUCCUUGCCAAUUUCCUGUUGCUAAUACAUGUUGCUUUUGUUGUUCUAGCAUUUUUAGCAGCUAUGUUUUGUUCUUACCCCAAUCCAAACCAAGACAAGUGCCCUGGAAACUACACUCACCCACUUAAAGUGCAGACUGUCAUAAUAAUUGCAAAGGUAGUUCUGUGGGUUCUGCAUGUCUUUUUUGAACGAUAUGUUGAGCACCACCAUGGCAGAGUCAGAAGAAGAGGUUACUUCACCAUAUACCGAUCAACAAGGCAUCUGAAAAGGCUUCCACUGCUGAUACAUGCCACAGGUAAUACAGCCCUGCUCUUGAUUCUGUCAGUGCAGCAUUCCUUUCCUGAUCACAGCAAAGUGUACCUGUAUCUUAUCCUGGGAGUCCUGAGCCUGGAGAUGAUUAGUUCCCUGACAUGCUUAGUGAUUUACACAGUGAAAAUAAGCAACUUCAAUCGUGCCAAGCCAAGACCUGACAUAAUUGAAGAAGAGAAGAUGUAUGCCUACCCUAGUCACAUUACCUCAGAAAUUGGAUUCAGGGAAAAUUCCAGUUUAGAAGAGAUAGUUGAGAAGCAAGGAGAUGUAAUAGAGUAUCUUCAGCGACACAAUGCACUGCUCAGCAAGAGACUGUUGGCGUUAACAUCUCAGCAAAUCAAAACUUAACAGUGUUUGGGAAACUGCUGCUGGAGCUCUGGAGGGGAACAUGAAGUAAUGUAAUAUCCAGACUGAUUUGUACAGAUAUGACUCUUCAAUCAUCUUUCACGUUUUGAAAUAGAAGUUAAGCUGGAAGGAUAAUCUCUGCAUACACUAUAACCUAUUCCAACUGGACACUCUGGCUCUCUUCAAAUCAUCAGUUCUACAGAAAAGUACUGCAGCUUCAAGGCUUUUUAAUUUCUCAUAAGUUCAAGUUGGACCUGAGUUAAUGGAUUAACUUUGCCCAGUUGUUGCUAUUAUUUUGUAUUGCUGUGUAACCUUUAAGCUUCAGGCUACCAAAGUAUUUUAUAUUUCUGGAAUACAAAUUUGUUCUCUAGAAAAAUCUGACUUUUGGGAUGUAUAUACAGUUUCUAUUGCUGAAGCUGAGACUAGAUAUGUUCUGUCACUGAUUUCCUUUACUUCCAGAGAUAGAGGUGGUGUACUCCAGUAAUUCAAUACAGAUAUUUGUUUUCUAGAUGUCUCCUUUUCUCCUUCGUCAGGUAAGUGGAGAAAUUUGGCAUCUAACUUAGGAUUAUAAAAAAAGUGGUGGGUGUCCUAAAACUGUGAAUCUCACAUGCAAGUUUGUGGUACAAAAACCAUGCCAUGAUAAGCAAUUGUUCAGAAUUCUGGCUUUAAAACUCUGAAGAUGGAUCCUCAGGGCUGAUGACUAUCCCAUUACUAGGAGUUUGUGUUAUUAACAAGACUCCUACCCUGCCAACUGAGCUAACAAAGCAAAAGUACUUGAGCAUAAGCUUUUCCAUUGAUCCGGUGACUAACUUGUGUUGAAUGCUUUUAAAGAUGUUAUCAAAAAUGCCUGUUAUAUACUUGCUCUUCACUUUGGCCCUUCAAAAAAGUCAGCAUCUUGAUUCAGAAGCUGAAAUGGUGUAUGUGGGGAAGUGGAAGACAGCAGAAGACAGAAAGUUCUUUUAGAAGUUGAAGAAACAAGAAUUCUUUGUUUUAAUUUAUGGUGAAUUAAGGCUGGUGAAAGAAACAUUUUGUUCUGGGUACUAUUUUGUCUACCAGUGUAGACAAAGAAUUAUUUUAGAAGCCAGUACCUCUGUGGGGAUAGGGUAAUCACUAAUCAAAACUGGGAAGAAGACUCUCAAGAGGAGUGGUCUUGUGGUUGAAUAUAAAAAAGGAAAAUUAAUUCAUCCUACUUUGGUGUUAGGGCACAACUUUAGAAGUACCUAGACAGUUCAGUGUGCAACAAAUAUGGGGGUUGUCUCAUUCAAAGGAAAACAGGAAAUACUGGAGGUUUUGCUGCUAUCCAACACUAGACUGUUCUCCUUAGCUGUUGUUUCUUGAAAAUGCAGCCAUUUUAUAAUAUACAUGUAAGGAAUAAAGUUAUUUGUUUUUAGAACUCAGGUUUUGAUGUGAUUGUGUAUGUCAAUUUAUAUAAUUUCUAUGAAAACCAGUAAAAUGUGACUGUGAAGUUCAUGCACAAUAAAUGCAACCAAGGAGGUGUGAAUUCUCUUA